Molecule: messenger RNA, 178 nt
Organism: Paramecium octaurelia
Lineage: Eukaryota; Ciliophora; Oligohymenophorea; Peniculida; Parameciidae
Source: the annotation of a GenBank genome assembly
AUGCUUAUUUUAGAUUUGCCAUCUCUGGUUGUUCAAGAAAUUCCUUUAAAGUUUCAGGACAUCUGGAAGCACUUAAGCCACCAUUUUAUUUAUUUAGAUCUUCAUCAAAAAUAAAACAUAAUAGCACUGUAUCACAUGCCAUCCCAUAAAUUGACAUGAAAAGCACAGCUAAUGCAUA